AUGGGAUUUUCGGACUCCGCAUCCAACAGAUCGGGCAACGGAGCGCUGGGUUAUUCUUUUGACAUUAUGACAGAUGGCAGUGAGGCCUCUCUGAGUGCAGCUCUAAUGGCCUCCCAAUGGUCAGCCCACUCGGCCGCUCAGGCAGUACAAGCGGUGGCCGCAGCAACUACUCGUGGGGCUGGAACCCAACUGGCAAGGGCUCUGGUCAAUGCGGGCAAAACCCCCAAUAUGCCCAACUCAGCUCAAACCACAGCAGUAUGUGCUCGAGCUGUGAUUGCGGCUAACCAAGCUGCGCAUGCGGCAACGGUAGCUGCGAGAGUUAUUAGUAAUGCUAUUGGAAAUUUGGGAAAGAACAUGUUGACUGUCUACGACGACGGUUUCUCAGCCACCCAUUCCUCUGCCUUCAAAAACAUGUCCCGUCUUGACGGUUGUGAUUUAGAUCUCCUUGUCGGUGAUCCUGACGAAAUUCUACCAGGCACAAAUCAGGAAUUCAUUUCUGCAGCAGCAAGUCUAACAACCAUUGAUUACUCGACUGACAUUCUCACCAAGAAUACCAUCUCGGGCACUCUCGAGUCCCUUCGACCUGGUGAAAUCACUAGCCUCUUGUCCACUGUUGACUCUCUUAAAACAGGUGGCACCUAUGGUCGACGCAUUGUAGAAAAUGCGAAUUCAAUUUGGAGAGAGCCUAAGGGCUUUGUGGUUGCCCUCUUUUCAGCUCUUUCUCACAUCUCUUCUGUGUGUCCACACGCAGUGAUUCACUUGAUGGAUGACCUUAUUCCAAUUCUUACCUACAUGUUGCAAGAUCCGACGUGUCAUGCCAAACGAUCGAUUGUCCGUCUACUCGGUCUCAUUGGCGCUGUAGACCCAUUCAAAUUGAAAAUCUCUACAGGAAUCCAUGACUAUAUCCAGGAGACGGAUACUGCUGUCAGUCAGCAUGAUAUUGUUGAGUCGAGAGAUGUUGAUAUUACCCAAUCAGAAUUACUAGUGAACAUCUGUUGGGAGAACCGUGAGGAAUUCUUUGCCGGUUACUCUCUUUCCGCUCUGAUCAAUAUCCUACAAGAAACCAGAAUGAGGGCUAAUUGGGAUCAGGUGGUACAGGUUAUCGCCAAUGUUCUUGAAUCCUUCAAUCAACGCUCCAUUCCUUGCCUCCACCAAGUUAUGUCCGAACUGUUUAAGUGUCUCCAGGGUCUUCAUGAGAAUAAGCUCCAGGAAGCAAUCACUUACCACAUGGGUACCAUAGUGCAGAUAAUUGGACCAUUUGCGAAGGAAUUUGUUAAUGAAAUUGUGGAUACAAUCACCACCUACUGGAACUAUUCCUCUUCACCAAUUGUACUGAAUAAUUGUAUUCGACUGGCUAUAGUAACUGCCAGGGCAAUCAAAACUGAUUUCCGCCCCUCUAUCCCGCGUCUCAUACCCUGCAUUCUUCGAAGCCUUAAACAGGAUAUGAUUGAUGAAAACUUGAUAGCUGUAUGUAAUCUAAUAAGUGAUCUUGGUUCACUGUUAGAUGGUCACUUGCAUAUCAUCAUGCCAUCUUUGAUGUCACUAGUCUCAAAUCUUGAUGAAGCAGCCUAUGAGCACCUUCUGCAGACAGCUGCUGAGGUAGGGGCCACUAAACUUGCCCAAACUGUCCCAUCUGCAACUGUUUCUUCCUCUAUGCCUGUUGCCGCUCCCCCGGGUUCGAUUCCAGUUAGUCAACCAGCAGGAUCGGUUAUGCAAGCCCUCUCAUCCAGUUGCAGUCCGGAAUCUGUUGAAGUAAUGAGUGCUGCUUCGCCUAACUUCCUUGAUGAGAAUUUCAUGAUGGGAACUCCCGUCGAUGCUAUAUUUGGGGAUCAAAGCAAUACUACUAUGAAUAGUACCUUCCGAUCAUUACAAAGGGCUGCCAUUGGACCCAUUAUCCCAGGUAGUCUGCAGACUCGUUUAGCUGCUCUACAUUGUAUAGCGCAGAUUACUGAGGUCCUCUGUGUGGAAACUCUUGCGAUAAAUAUUGUUCAGCCCUUAUGUCGUCUCUUGAAUGCUCUCAACGAGCGCUCUAUGAACGCGGUGGAAGCCAAGAGCAAAUUACCUAAUCCUAGCGUUGCUCUCAAGGCGCUUUAUUCUCCUUCUAUGGAUGUAAUUGCCAAUCUGGCUCUUCAAAUGGGUUCUGGUUUCAAGUUUAUUCUGCCUGUUGUUGAAGUCACUCUAAAACUAGUCAAUACACCUCAUUUUAAAUACGAGCAAGCUCUUGAAAAGGUAGGUAAAGUCCUUUCAUCUGUUGAUGCACCCUAUUUUGCUAGCCUAAAUCUACAAAGAGCAUGGCAAUCCUCGCGCUUGGGAAAUCCAGAAGACUGGCACCUGUGGCUAAAAACGUUGAGUAUUGCUCUUUUGCGAGAGUCACCUAGCCCAGCUAUUCGGGCAUGUUCACGACUAACUGCCAUUGCUCCGCAGAUUUCGCGACUUCUCUUCAAUGCUUCCUUCAUGAGUUGUUGGAAAGAGCUUCGAGAUGCUGAACAGGACGACUUAAUUAAUACGCUCGAAUCGGUUCUUCGUCUUCCCUCGGCUGCAGCGCAAUCGAGAGAAAUUAGUCAGGUUAUUCUCAACCUAGAGGAAUUUAUGGCUCAUGCCGACAAGUUUUCUACCAAGUCACCUCGUGUUCACCUUCCGUUGUCACUGAAUUUGCUUGCUGAAAGGGCCAUGAAGAACCGGGCUUUCGCAAAAGCCUUGCGUUACAAGGAGUUAGAAUUCCUAGACGAAGUGGAUAAACGGUCGGAACCGAGUCCUGCAAUUCUAGCCUCAUUGUUGGCAAUCUAUGAUAAGUUGCAGCUUUCUGAAGCCUCUAAUGGGGUUCUACUCUAUGCUACGAAGGACUCUCGAACGAGAUUAACUGAUGAAGAGUUGUGGUACGAGAAGCUGCACAAUUGGGAUCGAGCCAUUGCUUUAUGUGAUCGAAAGUUGGAAGAUGAGAGAAUAAGAGACAAGACCAAGCCAAUUCUCUGCCGAUUGAGAUGUUUGCAUGCUCUUGGUGAUUGGAAACAAUUGGAUACUAUGGCUUGGGAACGCUGGAAUAACUUGAGCGAAGGAGCACGUCAACAAGUGGCUCCAAUAGCAGCCAGUGCAGCCAUCACACUCGGUUCGUGGUCUCGUGCAGCUCACUACACUUCCGCAUUCUCCCCAGCAGACCACGAGGGUGGUUUCUAUCGUGCUCUUCUUGCCCUCCAUGACGGCAACUAUGCAGCAGCUUUAGAUGAAGUAGCCAAAGCUCGCUCAAUCCUAUCUGCUAAUCUCAUUCCUCUUACUACGGAGGGUUAUCAGCGUACUUAUCCCGACCUAGUGGACGCUCAAUUGCUCUCCGAAGUGGAGGAAGUAAUUCAAUACAAACUGAUUCCUGAAAGACGCGCGGUUCUGCAAGAUGCCUGGCAUCAGAGGCUUAUGGGUUGUCAAUCGGUAGUUGAGGAUUGGGGACGUAUUGUCCAGCUACGCCGUCUUGUGCUCGAUCCUAAGGAGAAUAUGAAGAGUUGUCUGCGUUAUGCUGGCCUGUGUAGGAGAUCGGGCCGUCUUAGCUUGAGCUUCCAAAUUAUAAAUCGUAUGCUUCCAAGUGACCCAUCAACCACAGACUGGAACCAGAUAAUCGAAUCUCCUGAUCCUGCCAUUGUUUUCUCCUACACUAAACUCCUCUGGUCAUUGAAUAUGCGUCAGGAGGCUGUCACACGACUCCAAGUUCUUCGUGAUAAGGUCAUUGAACCCCUACUGCGCUCCAAUAUCAAUAAACUCGAAGAAGCUAGUCAAGAGAUGGUUCAGCAGAGUUUGCUCAAAUCUGAAAUGGUCUCAUCGUUGACAAAGAAUAUUGAGGAUUUGAAGAGACUCAUGUCUAAAUGCUGCCGACGGUUGGGCAACUGGUAUACAGAUUUGCACAUUCGUUCUUCAGCUGCGGAUGGUCGAGUCUUAAGUCAAACUUCUAGUGUUGAUUCAACUCUCUUGAAGAAGCUUAAUGUUGCUGGAGAAACCCUACAAAAUGAUGAUUUCCACGGUCCAACACUUAAAGUAGGUCUCUCCGAUCCGGGCAUUGCCACAGGGUUUACAGACGAUAAAACUGUAUCUAUGCACAACUUUGUGAUUCACUGCUACCGCACCGCUACAGAGCACGCGCCUGGCUGCCGAGCCGCCUGGCAGGCGUGGGCUAUGGCCAACUACGACUUAUGA
Messenger RNA from Rodentolepis nana, 4176 nucleotides. The record is from the annotation of a GenBank genome assembly. Lineage: Eukaryota; Metazoa; Platyhelminthes; Cestoda; Cyclophyllidea; Hymenolepididae.